Molecule: messenger RNA, 2466 nt
Organism: Penicillium manginii
Lineage: Eukaryota; Fungi; Ascomycota; Eurotiomycetes; Eurotiales; Aspergillaceae
Product: DUF803 domain membrane protein
Exons: 2
Coding region: 1-2466 (821 amino acids)
Biological process (GO): magnesium ion transport
Cellular component (GO): membrane
Molecular function (GO): magnesium ion transmembrane transporter activity
Source: RefSeq, a predicted model, not a curated record
AUGGACACCCACGAAUACACCAUGGCGCACGCCUCAACACUCCUUGCCCGCGCCGACUCCAGCGGCCGCCCACCCGUCUACAAAGUGAUCGGAAUCUGUCUAGCCGUCGCAUCAGGCGUCUUCAUCGGUAUAUCCUUCGUCAUCAAGAAAAUCGGCCUCCUCAAAGCCAACGUGAAAUACAACGAGGAAGCCGGCGAGGGCUACGGAUACCUGAAGAAUUUCUGGUGGUGGUGCGGAAUGACGCUGAUGAUCCUGGGAGAGAUCUGCAACUUUGUCGCCUACGCCUUUGUCGAUGCGAUCCUGGUGACGCCGCUCGGCGCCCUAUCCGUCGUGAUAACGACGAUUCUGUCGGCGAUUUUCUUGAAGGAGCGCCUCAGUUUCGUUGGCAAGGUCGGCUGUUUCUCGUGCAUUGUUGGCUCGGUGGUUAUCGCGAUGAAUGCGCCUGAACAGUCCUCCGUCAGCAAUAUCCAGGAGAUGCAGCACUUUGUCAUUUCGCCGGGCUUUCUGACGUAUGCGGGUGUUAUUCUUGUCGGGGCCUUGUUUACGGCUGUUUGGGUUGCACCGAGGUAUGCGAAGCAGAGCAUGUUUGUUUAUAUUGGCAUUUGCAGUUUGGUUGGUGGGUUGAGUGUGGUUGCGACGCAGGGUCUGGGCUCGGCUAUUCUCGCGCAGAUUAAUGGUGAACCACAGUUUAAGCAGUGGUUUCUUUAUGUCUUGUUUGUGUUUGUUGUUGGGACUCUCCUUACGGAGAUUAUUUAUCUCAAUAAAGCUUUGAAUUUAUUCAACGCCGCGCUCGUCACACCGACUUACUACGUCAUGUUCACCACUGCGACCAUUGUUACUUCUGCCGUCUUGUUCCAGGGUUUCAAGGGUACCGCGGUCCAGAUUACCACCGUUAUCUUGGGAUUCUUGCAGAUUUGUGCUGGCGUUGUUCUGCUACAACUGUCCAAGUCUGCCAAAGACGUCCCUGAUGCCGCGGUGUUCAAGGGUGACCUGGAUCAAAUCCGCGAGGUUGCUACGCAAGAAGAGCCCGAGUAUGAGCCUAAAGCAGACUCCAUCCGCGGCGCUGCGUCUAUCAUUCGACGUAUCUCGACCACCCGUCGCACUGCCGAGGCCGACGAAGCCAAACGAUAUAUUCACGAGAAGCAUGAAGAUUUCCUCAAGCCACCCGGUGACAAUGAGAUCAUCGAAUGGGAUGGUAUUCGCCGCCGCAGGACGGUUGUCGGCGAAGGCCCAACGAUGUCUCGACCGAUUACUCCACGCUCCCCUUCGAUCAGACAGCAAUUGCCUCCACUAGGCAUGUCUCGUUUCCCGGAUCACGACGAAGAAGAAGACGAAAACCGACCUACUACCAAGCAAAGCGGCCGCUCAUUCUUCGGCGAUGUCCGAUCUCGCACUUCUAGCGUUCUCCACCCCCACUGGACCCCGUUGAACGAGCAAGAAGAGAACGAGAAACGCAUGAGUGGCGCCGUCCCUGAUACCGAGUAUCACGGCGCCGACCAGGCAGGACUCCAACUUCCAACGCACCGCAUCGGCCGCGAGCGCAGCGACACGCCCCGAUCAAUUUCGUGGGCCGAUGAGAAUGGCGCCGAAGGCACCGACUCACGCCCUGGCAGUGCACGCCGCCAGUUCUCUUUCAACAACAUGGUUAGUCGGAUGAGAGGACACCGCGAACCCUCCCCCAAGCGCUCCGCCAGUCCACCGCGUGGUAUCCUGCGCAGAUCCCAGCUCGUUCCAGGCGGCGACCUCCGCCGAACAGCUACAGAAGAAGAACAACUCGGUCUAGUAAAGGGCGACUCACGCUCCGCCCAGCCCGAAGCCGAAAUCUCGGAAACCCUAGGCGAGAAAUUAGAGCGCUGGUCCAGCAGUGAAUCCGAACUCAGCGAAGCUCACCCUAUGGUCCCUAUCCCUGCCCGUGGCUCUGCCUCUGCGCCUGCCCUUGCCCUCCCUCCUCCUGGACCCAUCCCCGCCAGUCGACCUCACGGCGACUCGGUCUCUAGCAUGUCAACGGCAGCCUUCCCACCAUACGAAGAUCACCAUGCAUUCUACACCCAGGGAAACACUUCAAAUCCAUACUACCUGCCCCCUUCCCAUCAGACCUCCACCUCUCCAGAGCGAAUGUCAAUAGGCCCUGAACACGACGGCUGGCAACAUCCCCGCGGCCAACGAUCACGCACACGAACCAAUUCUUCCUCUCACGCCCGCGCUCCCCCGCCCUCGCAGUCUUCUUUCUCAACGCACCGCCACCCAAAUCCCCUUCCCCCUCUGCCGGAUAGAGAGGAACCCGCUACUACAACUGCUGGUGGGGCGGACGAUCAUGGCCAUGUUCACGACGACGCUCACAACAAUAACGCCCGUCCAAUCAGUCUCGUCCGUCAACAGAGCGGUUGGCGCAGACACAUGUCUGAAGCAAGCAGCGACGACGGCUCGACAUAUGAAACGCGCAGCAGACCAGGACAAGGCCAUUAA